AUGUGUGGUCCAGACACUUGCACUAAACCUCGAGGCGGCGCACUAGCAGUCCUCGACCACCCAUUUAGUCAACUUGAAGCAACGGGAACGAGCCCAAGGCUGCGAGGAGAUCUUGCAUUUCACACUCCCGGAAAACCAUCAAGCCCUUUCGCAACACAUGCAAGGAUCACAGGCGGGGACGACUGCGAUCUACAGUCUUUGGCUGAUAUGGUAGUUGUUAUUCAUGAGUCUGGGGAUCUUACUCAAAAACCCGAAGACUGUGGUCUUUUUCACCGAAUCGCGUUUUCUGGUGCCUCCCUCCUCGAAAACGGCUCGACAAUGGAGUUGGCGCUUCAGAGACCGAUCUCACUCCAAGUAGGUGAUGAUGGCAUUAUCGGACGGAGAGUCUCGGUAUUCCCCAAAUCGGGAAUGGAGAAUGCUUGCGCAGAGGGCAUUGUUGGUUUCAACUUUGUGAGCUCUCUUUGA
Molecule: messenger RNA, 465 nt
Organism: Colletotrichum graminicola M1.001
Lineage: Eukaryota; Fungi; Ascomycota; Sordariomycetes; Glomerellales; Glomerellaceae
Exons: 2
Coding region: 1-465 (154 amino acids)
Source: RefSeq, a predicted model, not a curated record